Molecule: messenger RNA, 453 nt
Organism: Iphiclides podalirius (scarce swallowtail)
Lineage: Eukaryota; Metazoa; Arthropoda; Insecta; Lepidoptera; Papilionidae
Source: the annotation of a GenBank genome assembly
AUGGAGCUGAAUCAUGAAUUUAGCUAUCCAGCAAUUCGAACGCCUAGGUACACUGUACUUCAGGCUCUGCGCUUAUGGUUUGGGAACCCUCGCAACAGAAGUCAUUUACAGUCUGACUGCCUCAUAUUUUGGUUGCUGUCAACUGUGACCGCUGGCCUCCUGGCAGUAUGCAUCGUUGGUACUCAGUACUUUGUUAUUGAGGGCAACAAAUUUGGUAAGCUCGAUCCAGGUGCUAGAAAGGAAGAAGGAAUUUCCCAUCGUAUCACAGAGACGGCUAUGGAUUUUUUCAUGGCGAUUGUGCUCUGUGGCUACUCGAUAACAGUAUACUUGCUGUGGAAAGACCACUACGUUAUGUGGAACCGUUGGCGGCGGGCGAACGUCAAUGUCAGACUGCUGCUGUCUCCGAACUCAAACCCCGUGCCAUUUGUGCCAAGAACUAGAUAUAACGUUGUA